AGGUCAGGGGUGACAUGUACUUGUGACUGAUAUGGAAUAUAAAGUUAAAGUUCCUGGUGAUUUUAAGUUUUACCUGAAUUAAGACGUACGAAAAGUCACAAGUUUUUCUAAUGUUGUACAGACGGGGUCAUACACCGAAGGUUCAAUAGUCCGAAGAUACCCACACGUCUUAUUAUGACUAAACAUUUUGAAUCAUUUCAUGAAAACAAAAGGCUGUUCUUGUUAUAACGACACCACGUUUGCCCCUUUUUAAGACGCCAUUUUAAAAGCUGAGCCAAAAUACUGCCUAACUCAAAUUCCCCCUGACAGACAUACAUUGUACAUGUACGUACUGGAUUUUUGCCUUUACACAAUGGCUGAAGUAUCUAUCCAGAUUAGUGUUGAAGCCCAAACUUCAUUUCUUCAAAAUGCUUUUAGACUGAGAUCUGACCAGUGCUAUUGUGACAUAGAAAUUCACAUAGGAAACACAUCCUGUAGCGCCCAUAAACUCAUCCUUGUCUCUUACUCCAAAUACUUUGCUGAUUAUUUCCGUCUUUUAAAUUCUAACCAGUCGCACAUUAUGCUUCCUGAUAUGAAUUGGGAGAUGUUCAGCUAUAUCCUAGACUAUAUGUAUGGCCAGGAAAUCAAGAUACCAGUCCCUUGCUGGGAUGAAUUUCUAAAGGCUGCUAAAAAAUUGGAGAUUCCGGAUUUGCUUGACAAGUGGGAUACAGGCCAAAGACGAGGCUUGAAAACUGAAGGUGUACUUGAUAUUACAUGCAAGUCCAUGACCUCAGCAGUUUCUACACCCAGCUUUGAUAUUAAAGAUGAGUGUAAUACAUUGGAUGAUGGUGAUGAGGAUGACUGUACAAAUGAAAUGUCAGCUUGUGCUACUAGAACAGAACAGGGAGAUGUGUAUAAUGUCUUGGGUGUUGAGGAGUCCCUUAAAUCUAGUUCUGGAUCCUUGGUAGGCAUGAAAAUAGAUAUUACAGAGCAAUUUACAACUGAAGAGAAGUGGAAACCUUUAGAAGAUUUGAAUAUUCUUGAUAAGACCUGCAGUUUAUCCAAGUUCAGUUUACCAGGCCUCAGUGGUGGAAGUGAAUACAGGGGCAAAUAUACCUGUGUUACAUGCAAAUCUAUUUUUCCCAAUAUAACAGAAAAAAGUUUACACUACUUGGCCAGAAGCUGCUCUGGUGGUCUGCUAAAAGUUGCACGACAGAGGUUUUGUAGGAAUUUUAAAAAAGAAAGCAGAAGAAAAAUUCCUGUUAAAACAAAUAUUCCAAGCCAUGUGUGUUACACUUGCUUUAAAGGAUUCAUAUCCAAGUCUGCACUUUUGAGACAUUUUCAGUUAAACCACAAGAAGAAAAGUUUAUGGAAAUUUCCAUCUAGUCAAGUAAGGGAUAGGAAAAACACUGCAGCUGCUACAAAGUCUAAAAAUAUCCCAUUUCCAUUAAAAAUACCUAGUGGCGAAGGAAGAGGCAGUGAAUUUACACUGGAUGAAAUAACAAGAGGUUUGAAUCGAUGUGAACAGUGUGGUAAUGUGUUUGCAAACGAAAAGGCUCUGGUGAUGCAUCGGGUUAAGACACACGGCUUGGGUGUGUUUCUGCAGGCUUUUCACUGUCCUAACUGCCCUCAGGAGUUCAAUGUCAAAGAAUUCUACAGAUGGCACCAUAUUAGAAAACAUAAGAAAUAUAUUCAAGUCUGCUCAGAAGAGGAAUGUGAUUUUACAUGCACUACUAUUCAAGAUAUCACCAAUCAUUUGAAGAAAGAACACAACACUGAUCCUCCUCACAAGUGCCCCUUCUGUAACUAUGUUACUCCCUUAAAAGGUUAUUUAAAACGGCACAUCGAUAGGCAUUUUCUUCGUGGCAAGUUAUACAUUUGUGAGCUGUGUUCGAAGGUGUAUAUGAAUGAGAAAAGGCUAUUGCAGCAUAAGUACUCCCACCAUGGUUUGGUUGAUGCAGAUAAAGUUGUACGAUGUACUUAUCAAGAUUGUUCAUUCCUGACAUAUAGUUCAGUUACUAUGGAGAAUCAUUGCAGAGCUAAGCACACCGAAGAGAAGAAUUUCCCAUGCCCCCAGUGCAAUAAAAGGCUCUCAACCAAAAGAUCAUUACAUGCCCAUAUAUUGUCUCGACAUGAAUUGCGCUAUACAUGCAAUUGUCCAAACUGUGGCAAAAUGUUGAUUGACAAGGCGGCUUUGAAGCUUCAUCAGUUGCGGUGCACCAGAGCUCCAAAGACCUUUUUAUGUACUCAGUGUGACCACUCUUCAUAUGCCAAAGGGGAACUUGAAGCUCACCAGUUUAAGAAACAUGGUAUACUCCCAAGCAAAGGCAAGAUUUAUAGUUGUGAACUUUGUGACUACACAUGUACAAUGAAAUGUACCUUAAGUCGCCAUAUGCGGAUACACACAGGAGAAAGGCCAGAAGUUUGCGACAUUUGCGGUAAAAAAUUUCCCAUAGGCAGCCUAAGGGCUCACAUGAAGGUUCACAAUACUACUUAUGACUUUCAAUGCAUGUACUGUGAUUACAAAACUCAGGUAGGUUUUAUAAAUAUCUUUCUUUUAUUUAUGUGCCAGUUUAUAUAUGUUUAUUGUAAUGAACUUAUAGGAUUUAAAAUAAGCACUUCUAGCAUGCUUUAGUUGAGCUACCUCUACUAACUGAAAUGAAUUUUGACCAUGCUUUCAGUUUUUCCUUAGAAAACUAACUUCAACUUGCUGAUUCAAGACACUGUCUAAAUGCAUUUCCCAGCUAAUUUUAAUUUUAGGUUGGUGCUUCCA
This is a messenger RNA of Lingula anatina, 2752 nucleotides long. RefSeq lists its product as uncharacterized. Lineage: Eukaryota; Metazoa; Brachiopoda; Lingulata; Lingulida; Lingulidae. Gene Ontology annotation, cellular component: nucleus. Gene Ontology annotation, biological process: regulation of transcription by RNA polymerase II. Gene Ontology annotation, molecular function: protein binding; DNA-binding transcription factor activity, RNA polymerase II-specific. The record is from RefSeq and is a predicted model, not a curated record.